Messenger RNA from Aedes albopictus (Asian tiger mosquito), 1711 nucleotides. RefSeq lists its product as uncharacterized. Gene Ontology annotation, molecular function: nucleic acid binding; zinc ion binding. Lineage: Eukaryota; Metazoa; Arthropoda; Insecta; Diptera; Culicidae. The record is from RefSeq and is a predicted model, not a curated record. The transcript has 2 exons. The coding region runs from base 410 to 1693 and encodes 427 amino acids.
AUUGAUUUGAAAGAGCAUGAAUGAUUUGCAAAACAGAUAAUAUUGUGCAAUAUAGAUAUUGUGCGUAAUUUACAUUUAUUUGAGCAAUAUUAUCAAAUUUUUAAAAUAAAAUAGAAAUAAAUAGAAAAAAAAUAAAAUAAACGCAGUCAUUGUUAAAUAUAAAUGAAUGACAAAAGAUAGCAGGUUAACGGAUGUUUUACUUUCAGUGUAAUUUGUAGCCGCGACGCUUUGCGUCGUUUCUCAGCGACAUGGUUGUAGAGCUUACAGUUGCUUGGAUACGAGUUUGUUGAUACUAGUUGAGUGAAAAAAAAAAACGAGUACAUCCAUCAAAAUCGUUCACUUUUCGGCAUCUGCAGCGAGGAAAAAGUAGUUUCUUUUGGCAUGAUAUUUCGAUUUUACAUUUGCGAUAAUGGAAACUAGAAAGUUGAAGAGAAACGGCAACGACCGUACGGAUCCGAAAAAAUGUUCUGGAGCUGGCGAGAAGUCGGCUUCGAGAAAAAAGCUACAAAAAGAGCUAGAAGCUUCCAUUGCAGAGAUCAAUUCCCUGAAAGCGAAACUCCAAGAAAUGGAAAACAGCGUAAAUCUCGGUUCGCCAUCGGUAACGGAAUUCGAAGAGCAUUUUCCGCAAGCUCAGUCCAGCGCAAUUCGCACCGAGCGGCCCGCUACUGCAAGUGAAUCAUUGAUGAUGGCUUCGGUAACGAACCUCUCAAUGAGUACGCUGAAUGUGCCGGAGUGUAAACCCUCUGAAGGAGAAUUCGAAGUGGACAAACAAGCAUACCUGCGCUGGAAGGAGAUUUUAGACACAUCACUGAACCUAAUCAGCACUACCGAUGAGCGGACGAAAAUGGGGAUUUUUAAAAUCAAGGCUGGAGCAGGACUGCUGGAGAUCUUCAAUGGUACGGUUUCGGAACCGAGCAUGCCAGAUGAAAAGACAGCCCCGUAUUCGAAUGCCAUCGCUCGUCUUGACAACUAUUACGGGUCAAGAGCAUACCUACUAUCCCAACGAAGCAAAAUGAUGAACAUAAUCCAGUCGCCAGAUGAAGAGAACAUCCCAUUCGUACGUCGUAUCGGUGUAGCUGCCAAGUUGUGUGAGUACAGUAAUGAUGAGGAGAUGGAGGCGAUUACAAGAACUAUCACGAAGAGAACCAAUGAUAGUGCCGUGCGUUCUCUAGCAUAUCGGAAUUGGACCAAACAGGGAUCUAUGAAAGAUCUCAUUGAUAUGGUUCGAGACAGUGAGAUCGAGAAGCUCAACGAAGCAGAAUUCCAACGUAAACAAAUAGCACUGCAACCCGCCGUUGUUGCCGCAGUUUCACAUCAGGGAACCAGUUACACGCAACACACUCGUGGCCGCGAUGCUUACCAACAAUUUCGCGGCAACGGGAGAGGACGGUUUGAGCCACGUGGUCAGGAUGCGUCACGUACAAAAUUUUGCUGGAGGUGCAGAAGUGUUUUUCAUUCCCCACUACAAUGUCCUGUUUCUGACAAAGUGUGCCGAGUAUGCAAUCGCGUAGGGCAUAUUGCUCGCGCAUGUACGGAACGUUUUAUCCAAAACAGAUCUGGACAGAAGCGCUCGAGUGACACUAGUGACGAUCAACCGCCACGGAAGAUAGCGGUACUGGCGAAAAUGGAGAAUGAAGCCCAGGAAGCGACACAAGCGAUGACACAGGUACAGGAUUCAGCUAAAGAUGAAUAAUUUUGAUAAAUUAUAUAA